Molecule: messenger RNA, 1428 nt
Organism: Aspergillus thermomutatus
Lineage: Eukaryota; Fungi; Ascomycota; Eurotiomycetes; Eurotiales; Aspergillaceae
Gene: NUO49
Product: NADH-quinone oxidoreductase subunit D
Exons: 3
Coding region: 1-1428 (475 amino acids)
Biological process (GO): mitochondrial electron transport, NADH to ubiquinone
Molecular function (GO): quinone binding; NADH dehydrogenase (ubiquinone) activity; NAD binding
Source: RefSeq, a predicted model, not a curated record
AUGGCUGCCUCCUUCACCCGUCUGGCGGGCAGUGCGCCCAAGAAGCUCUGUCUUCGCCCCUCUACGUUCGCCAGAAACACUGCGGUUCCCAGAUCCCGUUCGAUAUCGACGACCCUUCCCCGUCGGUACGCGGAGCCUACCAGCUAUCAGGCUACCAGACUCAUUCCGACCGAUCCGACCUUCUCACAUCUGGUCAACAAGGGUACCGCAGAGUCCGAGGUUGCAUCGAAUCUUGAGUCGCAGGCGGAAGGGGUCGACCGCAAGAUCCGCCACUACACUGUCAACUUCGGUCCUCAGCAUCCUGCCGCUCACGGUGUGCUUCGAUUGAUCCUGGAACUCAAUGGCGAAGAAAUUGUCCGCUCAGAUCCCCAUGUCGGUCUGCUCCACCGUGGUACCGAGAAGUUGAUCGAGUACAAGACCUAUAUGCAGGCUCUGCCCUACUUCGAUCGACUUGACUAUGUCUCCAUGAUGACGAAUGAGCAGUGCUUCUCGCUGGCUGUUGAGAAGCUGCUCAACAUCGAAAUUCCUGAGAGAGCCAAAUGGAUCCGAACCCUGUUCGGAGAGAUGACCCGAAUUCUGAACCACCUCAUGUCGGUUCUUUCCCACGCCAUGGACGUUGGUGCUUUGACACCUUUCCUGUGGGGUUUCGAGGAGCGUGAGAAGCUCAUGGAGUUCUACGAGCGUGUCUCCGGUGCCCGUCUACACGCUGCAUAUGUCCGCCCUGGUGGUGUAUCGCAGGACCUUCCUCUCGGCCUUCUUGAUGAUAUCUACCAGUGGGCCACCCAGUUCGGCGACCGCAUUGACGAGACCGAGGAGCUGCUCACAGAUAACCGUAUCUGGAAGGCCAGAACUCAGGGUGUUGGUGUUGUCAGCGCAGCUGACGCCCUCAACAUGAGUUUCACCGGUGUCAUGCUCCGUGGUUCUGGUGUCCCCUGGGAUAUCCGCAAGUCACAGCCCUACGAUGCCUACGACCAGGUUGAGUUCGACGUUCCCGUUGGUGUCAACGGUGACUGCUACGACCGUUACCUUUGCCGUAUGGAGGAGUUCCGCCAGUCCUUGCGCAUCAUUCACCAGUGCUUGAACAAGAUGCCCGCUGGUCCCGUCCGUGUCGAAGACUACAAGAUCUCCCCUCCUCCCCGUGCCGCCAUGAAGGAGAACAUGGAGGCUCUGAUCCACCACUUCCUUCUCUUCACCAAGGGAUACUCUGUCCCUCCUGGUGAGACCUACUCCGCCAUUGAGGCCCCCAAGGGUGAAAUGGGUGUCUUCCUUGUCAGUGACGGCAGCGAGAGACCCUACCGUUGCAAGAUUCGUGCUCCCGGCUUUGCUCAUUUGGGUGGAUUCGACCAGAUCUCUCGUGGUCACCUUCUGGCAGAUGCUGUCGCUAUCAUCGGUACAAUGGAUCUUGUGUUCGGUGAAGUCGACCGGUAG